[Candida] anglica is the source of this 2065-nucleotide messenger RNA. Lineage: Eukaryota; Fungi; Ascomycota; Pichiomycetes; Serinales; Debaryomycetaceae. The record is from the annotation of a GenBank genome assembly.
UAAAGAUAAGGAUGAAAUUUAUUAAAAUAUUUUAGGUGUUUAAAUACCCGCCAGUUGCUUCAUCCUGGAGCAAUUGACUGUGCUUAAUACCCUGUGAUCACAUUAUUUGGAGAUGUCAGAAGCUAGACAUAUUGUGAGUAUUACUUCAAUUCGGUCACGGACUGGAGAACAUAUUCAUUCGGUUCUUUCGAAUAAAUCGGAAUUGAGAGCCAUUACAAUUGACCCCAGUCAAGCUCAUGACGAAGAUGAUUUGUUAGCUGAAAUUGGGUACAAACAAGAGCUCAAACGUGAGUAUAGUACGAUCCAAAUAUUCGGGAUUGCCUUUUCAAUUAUGGGCCUUCUUCCAUCAAUUUCAUCAACCAUCGGAUCCGGUCUUGAAGCUGGACCAGUGGGGUUGGUAUGGGGCUGGUUUACCUCAAGUUUUUUCAUCCUAUGUGUUGGUAUUUCAAUGUCUAUUCUAUCUUCAUCCCUUCCAACUCUGGGUGGGUUGUAUUACUGGACAAAUUAUUAUGCACCAGAUUCGAUUAGAGUCCCACUUAGUUUUGUAAUUGGUUGUUCGAAUACCCUUGGGUUGACUUCUGGAUUUUGUUCCAUUAACUAUGGCUUUGCAUCUGAGCUUCUUGCGGCAAUCUAUAUCAAUCGUGAUGGUGAUCUCAACAUAACAAACUCAAUUAGAUACGGAGUAUUCGCAGCCACAUGCAUAUCACAUAUUAUUGUAUCAAGUAUUGCAUCUAGGCAAACUGCAUGGUUGCAGACAUUUUCUAUAAUCAUUAAUCUUUUCGUAAUUGCCCUAUUCUUAAUUGCGGUUCCAAUUGGGGCUGCAAGAGGUAUUGGGUUCAACAGUGGACAUUACAUAUUUGGUGAACUUUUGAACGCAAGAACUUGGUCCCCUGGAUGGUCGUUUAUGCUUUCUUGGAUGCCAGCAAUUUGGACAAUUGGUGGAUUUGACUCUUGUGUCCAUAUGUCUGAAGAAGCGCGGAACGCAACAAGAGGGGUUCCAAUUGGAAUAAUAGGGUCAAUUAUCACGUGUUGGGUCCUAGGUUGGGCUAUCUGUAUCGUUUCUUGUGCUGUUAUCAAGGAUGGGGAUGUAGAAGCCGUGAUAACUACAGGAUCAGGUCAGGCCAUGGCUCAGAUUAUUUACGAUGCAUUGGGCAAAAAGUGGGCUGUUGCAUUUAUGUCGCUUAUCGCUUUUGCUCAAUAUUUAAUGGGGGCCUCAAUUUUGACGGCUUCAUCUAGACAAAUUUGGGCUUUUGCAAGAGAUGAUGGUUUGCCAUUCCACAAUUUUGUGAAAGUUGUUAAUCCUACUCUUAAAGUCCCCUUGAGGGCUAUUUUAUUUGGUGGUACAUUAGGUUUACUUUGUGGGUUAUUAAUUCUAAUCGGACCCGUUGCUGCGAAUGCAUUAUUUUCAUUAUCCGUUGCGUCAAAUGGCUUAGCUUGGGGAAUGCCUGCCUUUUUGGUAUUGUUACCACACGGACUGAAACGAUUUAGACCAGGUUAUUUUUAUUUAGGGAAAAUAGGAACAACGGCAAUACAUGCAAUCACUUCCAUUUGGAUUGCAUACGUUAUCUUUAUGCUGAUGUUCCCUGAUGGCAAAUCGGUUGAUAAGAAUACGAUGAACUACACUUGUGUCAUUAAUGUCGGAUUAUGGAUUCUAUCUUUGACAUACUAUUUUACUUUUGGCUACAGGUUCUAUUCUGGUCCAAAAUCUAAUCUUGAUGACUCCUCAUCUAGUAUUGAAGUGGAGAAUAUUGAUGUUGUUCUCGGAGAGAAGGAAAGCUAAACUCUGCCACAUUCUAUAAAAUAUCUACAAUAUAUGUGUGCCAUGCCUACACAACAGUUACCGCUAGUGGAGAAUUUUUCAAUGUUUGAGGAAAUAAACCCACAUUUAACGCCGUAUAUAUAAUUGUUUUCCCGCUAAUUAUUUUGUUAUCUUAGCGCGCGCCCGCUGGCGGAUUACCUAAUUAGGCCGUACGGGAUGAGAUAGGUUGCCAAUCUCCAAUUUGACGUACUAUGUAUAAAUGCCUAAAGCAUCCCUUUACAUCGUCGACAGUGUUUUUACUUUUUC